AUUGCGAAAAGAUGGUGCUCUGUUCUGUGCAGCAGAAUAUACUAGAGUAGAGAGAAGUUGCACUCAUCCUCACAUAAAUAAAUGAUCCAGGCUAGAAAGUUGACUUUUAUCUGAUCUGUCCACAUAAUCUUUGGAAUAGCUGUUGUGCCUGUGUUUCAGGCAUUUCACAUAGCGGAAUUAGUCUCAAAAACUGCCUUGGGUCGGCUUUGGGGUGAGUUCGUCUGACAGUUCGCUGUUCGCGAUCACAGCAAAUGCGCGUUUCGAUGGCUUGUAGUGUGUGUGAAGAGAUGCCAAUAGUGUAACGCGGAAGUUCGUUAGUUUACAGUUGUUGUGCAUUUUGUGUACAGUAGACCUUCCACCAAAUUCUGUGUUCAAGUUCUUUUUUUUUCUGGGCAUUGUAAGUGUUGAAACGUAUUAGGACAACAAACACGCUCCUCACCCGCUGAAGCACCAUGGCAACAAAAAGGCAGGCCCUCGGAGCUGUUGUACUUUGUCUGGUGCUUGUUGCUGCUGUCAAACUUCUGCUUUCGGAUUCCAGAACUGAAAGGAAUCAGAAGUUGGCCAACAUGGAUGCUGGCUCAUUUUGGCACCAGGGACCAAAGGUGAAGGAGGCUGUUACUGUACACAAGUCAGAGGUUAUAAACUAUUUUUUGAACCGGGCCCAGAAACCAGAGGUUCCAGAUCCUCCAGUAGAAAAUGAUUCCCCACCACAGAAUCCAGAGGGGGCGGACACAGGGAAAAUAGUAGCACCUCUGGAAACCAGCAAAGGCCCUGCAAGAAUAGUACACCUGGAUCUGAAAGGUGCUGCACCCAAAGUCAAAUACAUGAAGCAGAUCUUCCCUCUCUUCUCCUCUCUGGGUGCUGAUGGUGUUCUGAUAGAGUACGAGGACAUGUUUCCCUAUCAUGGAAACCUGACGAUUCUCAGGUCACCGUAUGCCUACAGUAUGGAAGAUAUCGAGGAGAUAAAGAGACUAGCCAAACUCAACAAGCUGGAGCUGAUUCCUUUAGUGCAAGUGUUUGGACACCUCGAGUUUGUGUUGAAGCAUGAGAGGUAUUUCCACCUGAGGGAGGUGAGGGCCUUCCCUAACAGUCUGAACCCCUACCAUCCUGGCUCUGUGGCUCUGGUCAAGGACAUGGUCUCCCAGGUCAUGGACUGUCAUCCUGACGCACGCUGGUUCCACAUGGGGGCUGAUGAGGUGAGGGGUCUGGGAGAGAGCCAGGACUCUAAAAACUGGUUACAUAGCAACAAGGGGGAUGUUGGGAAAAUGUUCCUGAACCAUGCAGUGUCAUUGGCCCGUUUCAUCACAGAGAGGAGGUCAGGGGUCAGAGUGAUUCUGUGGGACGACAUGUUGAGGAAGAUCAGCCCUGCCACUAUCAAAGAGUCAGGCCUGCAGGAUCUUGCUUCCCCAACAAUAUGGAACUAUUUGAAGAAAAUGGAUACAGAUGGUAUAGGAACAUUGAUAUCUAGAUACCAUGAGGCCGGUUUCAAGGGUGUAUGGUUCGCCAGUGCAUUCAAAGGGGGCACAGGUAUUGACCAGCGAUGGACCCCUCUUGACUAUCACCUACAGAACCAUCUGUCAUGGAUAAAGGUCAUGAACUCUAUGACCAAAUACCCCUCCAUAACCCUCCAUGGCAUCCUGCUAACUGGAUGGCAAAGGUUUGAGCACCAUACAGUGUUGUGUGAACUCCUCCCAGUUGGCAUUCCCUCCCUGGCUAUGUGUCUACAGAGCUUAAAGCAUGGUGCAUUUGACGAAAAGGCAAAGAUGAAGGCUCACCACAUACUGGGCUGCAACAUCAAGGUGGAGAAAGAUAUCUGUGAGGGGAGUGGAGCCUUCUCAGGCUCUCAGAUCUACCACAUGGUGCUUUACAUUCACACAAACCUGCAGAAGGAGGUGGAAGCCCUCAUGAAACACUACCACAUCAAAGGGGGUUUCAGUCGCUACCACAGAAAAUACAAUUUUGCAAAUUCAAGAAUUAUAGAAUUCUUUCAAGAUCAGCUGAAUAAACUGUUGGAUAAGUGGGAGACGUACAUGGAGAACUUCCGUAUGGAGAUGGAGGGCAUCUACUUCCCAGACACAGUGGAGGAGUGGAUGGAGGAGAAUGUCAACGCCAACAUGGAUCUACUGAGAGAGAAUGCCCGGGAUGCCGAGCGAAUCCUAAAACUGAACGGACAGCCAAAGUCACUGAAGACCUUAUAGGGACUUGUCUUGUACAAUCUCCAGACCUGAUGCUGUUGGGUUGGAACUUAGCACACAGUACCUGUUGCUGGUAUGUCUAAAGGAGUUUUUCCUGACCAUGUGACUUGACCAGGAAAUACUCUGGGUCAUAGUUAUACUGGUGCUAGUUAUAGCCUGUAACUAGGGUCCACAAUUUGGCUAUCUGGCUUUACAAGGCAUUAACUGUUUGAUUGCACUGAAUAGUGACGUGUCACAUGGCUCAUAUUUAUAUAGCAAAUCAUGCUCUUUGCAGAAUCUGCACUGAAGCUGUUUCUUUGUAUGUUUGUUUUCUUGUUUGUUUGUGGUGGGGAGCUCUGAUGAGAACAACAUUCUGUUAAAACACUGUCUGUUCCUGUAUAUGUAUUUUUUAGCUCCUCACUGUUGCCACAUAAUGAUGCAACUAAGAUGUAAGAAGGGCUAUAUAAAAUAAAAUUGAUUGAUUGAUU
This is a messenger RNA of Coregonus clupeaformis (lake whitefish), 2662 nucleotides long. RefSeq names its product hexosaminidase D-like. The record is from RefSeq and is a predicted model, not a curated record. Lineage: Eukaryota; Metazoa; Chordata; Actinopteri; Salmoniformes; Salmonidae. The transcript has 14 exons. Gene Ontology annotation, molecular function: hexosaminidase activity. Bases 453 to 2198 code for a protein of 581 amino acids. Gene Ontology annotation, biological process: carbohydrate metabolic process.